Triticum aestivum (bread wheat) is the source of this 535-nucleotide messenger RNA. RefSeq lists its product as uncharacterized. Bases 64 to 366 code for a protein of 100 amino acids. The record is from RefSeq and is a predicted model, not a curated record. NCBI's taxonomy places the organism in Eukaryota, Viridiplantae, Streptophyta, Magnoliopsida, Poales, Poaceae. The transcript has a single exon.
CUGGAUCACCAAGCAAACAAGAAUAUCUUCCUUCGUUCUACCAGCAGCAACAAGUAAUCCUUGAUGCCAGACUGCCUGAUCAAAGCAUUCGGCAGUAGAGGAUCCAUGGCUAUGGAGAGGUUCUUCACGGCGCUCGUCUUCUGCGAGGCCCCGCUGGACGGCUACGGCACAUCGGUGCUUACCGCCGGCACGGUCAAAAGGCUGGUCUCAGGUGGCGGCCACGCGACGAAGCCAGCAGUGGCUAACAAGCCGGACUCUGAGAAGGCGCAGGGUUACUUCACUGGCAAGCCGACGGCGCAGCGGCGCCCCGGGUUCGAGCUCGCGUUCGACGGGCUCAAUUGCUUUGACACCAUCGUCAUGCACUAAGCAAGUCAGUGUCAUGCCGGCUUUCUUGAUUUUGAUCAGUAAUUCUGUAUAGAAUUGGAUCGGUUAGAUGCUUGACACGUACUUGGGGCUGUGAUUUUUUUUGUUCAUUCGAUUGUACUGUUCGACUGGUGCAUAAGCUUCAAUACAAACGAAAAGAGUUUAAAGGGGA